Messenger RNA from Engraulis encrasicolus (European anchovy), 2412 nucleotides. It is a transcript of the gene xrcc2, whose product is annotated as X-ray repair complementing defective repair in Chinese hamster cells 2. The coding region runs from base 186 to 1655 and encodes 489 amino acids. Gene Ontology annotation, cellular component: Rad51B-Rad51C-Rad51D-XRCC2 complex; centrosome; nucleoplasm. The transcript has 3 exons. The record is from RefSeq and is a predicted model, not a curated record. Lineage: Eukaryota; Metazoa; Chordata; Actinopteri; Clupeiformes; Engraulidae. Gene Ontology annotation, biological process: double-strand break repair via homologous recombination; regulation of transcription by RNA polymerase II; DNA strand invasion. Gene Ontology annotation, molecular function: ATP-dependent DNA damage sensor activity; DNA-binding transcription repressor activity, RNA polymerase II-specific; four-way junction DNA binding.
GUUCGCUAGACUUGAGGGGAGGCGAUCUUUGCGGGACAUUGAGCCAAAAAUAUUCCCUGAAGGGUGUGGACCAUCAAGAGGCUGCAGACUCCGUAUGACAAAAAUACACCAGACACGACUAGAGUGACACCGGUGACAGAAGUAAUUGGACUUUGGAAAUUAAAGUGGAAGAAUAGCCUUGUCUUAUGGAUGACAUGGCGUCUACCAAUGAGGCUGCUGCAGGGGAUUCACAACAGAAGCAAUCAAAAGGAAAUGGUACACCAAUGAAAAGAGGAAAAGAAAAGAAAACAAAAAGAAAAAUGAAAGAUCUAGAAUAUGAGUGUACUGCAUGUGGAAAGAGCUUUCGACGGCAACAGCAACUUAAGGAUCAUCAGGCAAUACAUACUGGGGAAAAACCACAUCAAUGCAACACAUGUGGGAAAGCCUUUGCAAAUCCACAAGUUUUAACGAGACACCAGAAGAUUCAUACUGGCGAAAAGCCUCACCAGUGUUCAACUUGUGGAAAGGCGUUUUCAGAUGAAGGACAUUUAAGGAGACAUGAGAUGACUCAUACUGGCGAAAAGCCUCACCAGUGUUCAACUUGUGGAAAGUCGUUUUCAUAUGCAGAACAUUUAAGGAGACACCAGGUGAUUCAUACUGGCGAAAAGCCAUACCUGUGUAAAACAUGUGGAACAGGCUUUGCUCAAAAAUCCACCCUUGAUAAACAUCAGAAAAUACAUACUAGAGAAAUGUAUGAGUGCACCACAUGUGGAAAGACCUUUGCACAAGCAGAGCAUUUAACCAUACACCAGAAGACUCACGAGCCUAACGUGUGUGCAUUAUGUGGAAAGACCUUUGCUCACAAGUCUGGUCUCCACAGACAUCAGAGAAUACAUACUGGAGAAAAGCCAUAUGAAUGUACCACAUGUGGGAAGGCCUUUGCUCACUCAGCUAUUCUCCAGAGCCAUCAGACAGUACAUACUGGAGAAAAACCUUACAAGUGUUUAACAUGUGGAAAGGCCUUUACACAAUCUAGUCAUUUAAGGACACACCAGAAGGUUCAUACUGGUGAAAAGCCUUACCAGUGCUCAACAUGUGGAAAGGCCUUUCCUCACAAAAAUACCCUUGACCUCCAUCAGACACUACAUACUGGAGAAAAGCCAUAUCAUUGCAGCACAUGUGGAAAGGGCUUUGGAUAUUCAGGACAAUUAAAGUCACACCAAAGGACCCAUACUGGCGAAAAGCCUUAUAAGUGUGUAACGUGUGGAAAGGCCUUUGGUCACAAACUCAGCCUUGACAAGCAUCAGAGAGCACAUGUAGGAGAAAAACCAUUUAAGUGUACCACAUGUGGGAAGGCCUUUACCUGUAAACCUAAUCUUGACCUACAUCAGGUAGUACAUACCGGAGAAAAGCCUUACCAUUGUUCACUAUGUGGAAAGGGCUUCACACAAGCUUCAAAUUUGAGGACACACAAGAGGAUUCAUACUGGUGAAAAGCCUUACCAAUGUGUAACAUGCGGAAUGGCCUUUACUCAAAAAUCUACUCUUGACAAACAUCAAGAUACUCAUAGUGGAGACAAACCACAUCAGUGCACGGUAUGUGGAAAGUCCUUUACUCUCAAAUGUUCUCUCAACAGCCAUCAGAGAGAACAUACAAAGCCUGAUGAAGAGCUUUAGCCGUGUGCGACAUGUGGAAAGGUCUUUACUCAUAAAUCCAGCCUUGACAGACAUCAAAGUGAACAUGCAGGUGGUGGAAAAAAAAUAUAUCCAUGCAUCACAUGUGGAAAGGUCUUCAAAUUCUCACAAAAUUUGAAAAUUCACAAGAGGACCAAUGCAACAUCAGUGUAUCAGUGUUCCACGUAGGGCUACACAAUUAAUCGAAUGCUGAGAUGAAAAAGCGAUGUCAUGACAAUUUAAUCAUGAUUGUACAGGAGGCCUGCCUUUGGGCGUCCUUGAAGCCAGAACAUGUUGACGGGCUAGUAUUUCUGGCCAAUAAGCUGUAGGCCCAAUAGCUUCAUGCGAUUUCCUUUUACAUAAUUAUCCCAAUUCAGUUUUAUUUUGUUCAUCUCUUGUUCAGGUUCUUGUUUAUAUUUCAUUUUGUGAUUUCAAAUAUCAUUCUGCUCAAAAUUAACUGUUUAUUAUUGUUUAAUAAUUGUGAUUUGAAUUUUGACCCAAAUAAUUGGAAUUAUCAUUUUUUCCUUAAUCAUGCAGCCUUAGUUUUGCAGACUGAAAAUGUCUCAAUGGACAUUUUCAAAUAAAAAUACACAAUCUGACAUGAGUGUGUCAGGUGGGCUGGUUGGGUAAUCUUCUGCAAUACUACACAGCUACCGGUACAGUAUACUACAAUUUAUUUUGCCAUAAAAAUCAGGCAUAUUAGGGACAUGUUUUGUAUUUUUCCAAAAUAACCCAAUAAACUAUCAUAGUAUAUAGGCUA